This is a messenger RNA of Mercenaria mercenaria, 2134 nucleotides long. Its product is annotated as alpha-(1,3)-fucosyltransferase fut-5-like. The record is from RefSeq and is a predicted model, not a curated record. NCBI's taxonomy places the organism in Eukaryota, Metazoa, Mollusca, Bivalvia, Venerida, Veneridae. Gene Ontology annotation, cellular component: membrane. The coding region runs from base 230 to 1417 and encodes 395 amino acids. Gene Ontology annotation, molecular function: alpha-(1->3)-fucosyltransferase activity. The transcript has a single exon.
AAUAUUAGACUGGAGCAGGUAUUAUUGGAAUAUAUUAUUUAAUAUUAUAACAUUUCGCUAACAUUAAGAAUGACAAAACAUUACAAAGACAGUAUGUAAUGAUAGUGCUGUCAUGAGAUUUGUUCUACUAAGUUAGCCUGUGACAAAGGAUGCAUAAUUAUACAUUGUAUGAAAAUUUAUUAAAACCAAAAUCAUUUCGUUAACAAGACAAUUUAACAGCAAAAGAGGAAUGAGAUUUCAUUCGCGUGCAUUUCUUGUAUAUUCUUUUAUCUUAUUGAUUUGUAUGCAUUUAAUGAUAAAGAAACAAGAUAAAGGAAAUAAUGAUCAUACUACUCGAACUUUGUUAGUACAAAGUAUUAACUUUUCAAAAGUUACAAUUAACAUUUCGCACAAUCUGUUAUAUUUCACAAGUAAUAUUUUUGACAUUUCUGCUAAAGAAAGUAAAACAACAAUAGAUAGAAAGAUAAUUGUAUUUUUCAAUGUACCGGAAUACAUGCAAGUUAAUGCGAGGAAGGAUACGCUUUAUAGAGACUGUGAAUAUAAAAAUUGUAUAAUUUCGUUUGAUAUUAAUAAAAUGUUGAUAGCAGAUGCCGUCAUUUUUUACGUAGGGAUUAGAAAUAAGCGAAUGGGUAAAGAUCCACCAAUAGAUCUGAAACAACGAAACCCAAAUCAGGCAUGGAUAUUUACCUCUGUUGAGCCUCCAGAACACUUUUAUAAUACUGAUUAUCAAUCAGCAUCGUGGCAUAAUACGAUGAACUGGUCCAGUCUAUACAGACUUGAUUCAGAUAUACCAAAUCCUUACGGUUGUUUAAUACGCUCUAUGACAAUUAAUAAGCAGGACUAUGUUUCUAUAUACAACGCAAAAACAAGGAACGCUCUGUGGAUGGUAAGCCAUUGCCAGGUUUCUAGUGCCCGAAGGCUGUAUGUUACAGAACUGAUAAGGAGUGGAUUUGAUGUAGAUAUCAUAGGUGAGUGUAGUUCAGAUGGAAGAAAACUAAGCCCGGAUGAAUUUGAACAGAUUGUUCAUUCUUAUAAAUAUUAUCUAGCGUUUGAAAACUCGUUUUGUGAAGAUUAUAUUUCGGAAAAGUUUUUUCAACAUUUCAAUUUAAGUUGGAUUAUUGUUGUGAGGGGUGGUGCAAAUUAUAAACGUUUACUUCCAAAGAAUACUUAUAUCAAUACAGCGGAUUUUUCAAAUAUUUCUAUUCUAGCGGACUAUCUCUUAACUCUUGGUAAUGAUAAAGAACGAUAUGUUGAAUUUCUACGUAAUAAAGACAAAUAUGUAAGCAUCCGCUGGCAUGCCAACAGAAAUUGUGAAAUAUGCAGAAGAUUAAAUAAUCUAUCAAAAUAUAGAAAAACAUAUACAUCACUUGGCGAAUAUCUUACCGGCGGCCAGUGCUUUAGACCAAAGGACUUAUAAGUAGAGUUUGUAUAACACAAAUUGAGUGUGUAGUACGAUUUUUGUUAAUACUGACUGAAAUACGUAUACUAUAUUUCGGAACAUACAAAUGAUCUCUACAUGUAGAAACAAAAACAAUUCAAACAUACAAACUAAGAUUAAUUCUAGUGUAUUAAACGAAAACACGAAAUGGUCAACACCUGUAGAACUGGUAACCACUUUUUCCCCUGUGAAACUGGGAGAUGGAUACAAACACCAAAUAAUGAGAGGAACUGCUCUCUUUGUACAACACUAGAUGUUGGUGAUGAAUAUCAUUAUUUACUUAAAUGCCCUUACUUUGAUUAUUCUAGAAAAUUGUAUGUAAAACCAUAUUAUUAUAGAAGACCAAAUAUUCUCAAAUUUAAGGAACUCUUGUCCACAGAGUCAAACAAGAAAUUGCAUUCCAUUUCUAAAUUUAUGAAAAUGUUAAUCGAAACUGUUAAAACUUGAAAUAGCUAUACUUUUACUUAUUAAAUCUUGCUGCUGUCAAACCUUGCUACAUCUGUUUACAACUACCUUUUUCAUAUGCAUGCCAUUGUAUGUUUAUAAGCAAACAUAUUUUACUUACAAAGUGAAAAAAACUGUACUGUAUAUGUAUAUAUGUUUGUAAAUGUAGAGCUCUACAUGCAUGUUUGUUUGUAUAUGUGUAUAUAAGGAUAUGUGUACAUAAUGAUGUGUAUGUGCGAAGUUAAUAUCAUC